AUAUAUGCUUUUGUAUGAGUUCACAUAAAUUUGUCAAUUUUGAUAUUUUUUAACAAAUAUUUGCAAUCCAACAAAAGCACUCCAGUUUACUUAAUACAUCCGUGAUUUGUUCAAACGUGAAACUUGGUUGUUUCCAUUGUAUAAAUGUACUAUAAGCUAAUACAAUGGUUGUUUCUUUCUCUCAUGCAACGUUUAGUAUGAGUGAAGAAAAAAUGUAAAUUAAUGCAUAUGUAGUGAACAUUUUUUCAAUGUAUUAGGACAAGAAUGAUAGACCUUUUGCCCACCUAUUUUGGUUUGGAAGUGAUUCUGUUGUUGGGUUUCGCCGUUUCGGUAUUAUCCAUAGUAAAUUCACAGAUAAAUUAUCCCUGCUAAAUUGAAAGAAAUUGUGACACGCUCGGACGUCAUGGUAGUAUAAUUGCGGCAGCUUGAAUUGUUUGAAAAAGAUUCAUGAUGAUCUGGCAUAAAUGACAUAAAUACUAUAAGCUAUUUGCAAGAAUGCAAACCGACGAGGAAGAUGCAAUUGUCAGUGAUUCAAAUACCCCUGUCAAGCAUAUACGACCGCAGAAAACGGAUGAAUCGUAUGAAUUAUAUGCGACCAAAACAACAGCAUCGUUGGAAACUCCACCAACAACGCCACCUGCUGAUACUAGUGAUGCUAGCACAAACGCCGAUAAUCCCAAUGUGAGAGAGCGCCAAAAGUUUCACAAUAUCGAGCAUGACUAUCACACUUCAGCAUAUUCGCAAUCUGAACCCGACGAAGAUUCAAGCUUGGUUUUUUGCAGCGAAGGCGAUUUACCGGCAGUCGCGUUUGAGCCACCGUACACAGCGCCUCUUGCACCGUUGCUUACACCAAAAGGGUGGCGGAGAAAACAUAGUAUUAAAGAAAAAAAGGGCAGUACACGUCGGCCGAAAACUAAUAUAAAAAGAAAAUGCCGAUCGCCGGUAACAGCUUCCAAAGAUAAAUUUAAAAGCUACGACAGCCUCUGUGAGAUGUUCUUACAGAAUGAGAGAUAUGCAAAUGCAUCUGGAGCUGCAGGUAAUGAUUUUGCAAUUGAAGCUUAUGCUAAAGAUAACGUAAACGGAAGAGGCAAAAGUUACUACUUCGGUAGUAGUGAUAAUCGUGGUGUUGGUGAAUGUGUUGAACUUGAUGGCACACAACUACGGAAAAAUGAAGAACGUACACACCGAAACUCUGAUAAAAGGUGAGACUAAUACAGUAUAUUUGCAACACAUUUGUGUAUGCAGCUAGUGUGUUGUUUAUAUUAAAUCUCAUUUUAAAGUACAAACAAAGAAAUAAAAUAAUGCAAAACAGCUAUUUGUGUUAGUUUGACAGGGCUUGCAAA
Bactrocera oleae (olive fruit fly) is the source of this 1343-nucleotide messenger RNA. Lineage: Eukaryota; Metazoa; Arthropoda; Insecta; Diptera; Tephritidae. The record is from RefSeq and is a predicted model, not a curated record.